This is a messenger RNA of Porites evermanni, 1854 nucleotides long. NCBI's taxonomy places the organism in Eukaryota, Metazoa, Cnidaria, Anthozoa, Scleractinia, Poritidae. The record is from the annotation of a GenBank genome assembly.
AUGACUUGGCCAAUCUGUGUUUCCUACAGGUCCCGCUCAGUUGAACGAACAAACAAUCUCUUUGUUCUGGAUGCUCUUCACACUCCAGAUGAGCCUGUUUUACUGAGGCUUCGCUGCAUCUCAAAUCACAGCAAACUAUUCCAUGACACAAUUUGUCAUCCCAAACUUGUAGAAAUUGCGUCUGAACUGGUAAGAUCAACUAACCAACUUUUCUUUGCUAUUUGCUACAUAUGUCCUCCAAAAGUAAUAGUCAAAUUCUGUUAAAAAUCUUUAAGAUCUUAGAUUAUAUUAGAAUAGAUCUUUUACUUAGGCAUGGAAUCCCCUCACCUUGACGCAGGAGGGAAAUCCCCGGCCCCCGGCUCUUAAUGACAGCCCUGAAUUUCCUUUACAAAUUUACAGCUUUGUUUUCCAUUCUAACCUCCAUGAGGUUGAUUGUUCAGAGCAGGCAUCACCGAGGUUCAUACCCUCUUUAAUGGAUCCAUUUUUGAAACGUACUCUGUUCAAGAUGCUAACUGAAUGGUAGAAUUGUAAACCCGUCUGAGAUUUAAGACCCCUAAAACCAUACCCUGUUUGGCGGCAAAGCAAGAAGCCAUUUAGGUGACAAAAGGAGUGCCUUCCCCCACCUCCACCAGGUCAAAGAUGCCUUGGAACAGAAAUGUGGGCACUUAUACGGGGCAGAAGUGCCCACUUUAUCGGUACUUUGCUAACUAUUGUUAGUUAAUCACUAGUCUUAGUUUUUAUAACUUGUAAUUAUCACACGGCAUGUCUGAAAACCAGCUUGCUGAGCCAUUUACUGUGUUUAAGUACAGUUGAUUAAUUGAUUGAUUGAUUGAUUGAAACUCUGGCGUGAGUACUUGAGAAAAGGAUGUGUUGACAUCGAUAUCAAUAACGUAUCCAUAACGCAUAAUUCUUUCUCCAUUAAGAUUGGACCAUCGAUUCGUUACAUUAAUCAAGAGAAAGUGAACAUGAAGCCGCCACAAAGUGAGAGUUCGGUUGUUAAAUGGCAUCAAGACUGGGCAUUUUUUCCUCACACGAAUGACAGUUUGGUUACUGUCUGUAUUGCCAUUGAUGACUCCAGCAGGGAAAACGGUAACAGAAAUACUGUAAACUUUUGCUUAUAAGCCCUUUAACUUAUAGCUCCCACUGUUAUAAGUGCACCUACCUGUAAUAAAAAAACACGGCCGGUUACAACCCCCCACCCCACCCACACCGAAUGUAAGCCCCCCUCUAGCUUGUAUUGAAACGAAUUCGAUUUUUUAUGACGUUUUGAGUAAAUUUCAAAAGUAGUUUGAUCAGCACUCCUAGGUACCUUGUUUUGAAGCGCUUCAUAGUCCGGCUAUAAGCCCCUCCCCCCUCCCGCCCCGUUUAUAAGCCCUACGGCUUAUAAGCGGAAUUUUGCGGUAUAUGUUGUGACCUUUUUUUCAGCUUCAGCUUCUUCAUCUUAAGCUUUUUUAAAUUCCAAAUUAUACAGGAUGUGUACAAGUGGUUCCAGGAUCACACAAGGGCCCCCUGUAUUCACACUUUAAGGAUGGAGCUUUUGUAUCGGCCAUAGCGGCAGAUCCAGCGUUUGACCCCAGCACUGCUGUUCAUGUGGAAGUAACCGCUGGUGGAGCCUCGUUUCACCAUGUCUUAACGGUGCACGGAUCCGCACCUAACCUGUCCCGUCAUUCACGGCGUAUGUUCUGUUUUAACUACAGUUCCACAGAUGCUUGGCCAUUGCUUGGUGUCGCGGGACAUGAAUUUACAAGCCAUGGCCCAGUGGACUGGGAGAGGUAUUGCUCCACGGUGGUGAAAGGCAAAGCAAGUGUGUUUCCACGAAUGAAGGCAUUGCCUGUCUCCAUUCCCAUACCUUUG